AUGAGCGGCCUCCUUUCAGCAAGAUUCGCCGGUCGGCGCCUGGCUUGGCCGGUCGGCGCUGGCUUUUGCGUCACCUACUCACUUGUCUACCGACAAACGCCUGGGAACUUUGGCUCUCAUCUCACCUCAACCGCGGCAUCGCCCAAUCGCGCGCAAGAUCGCCGUUCAUUUGGGAGCUUGAAUCCAGAAUCGAUGAGACAGCUUUCGCGCGGUAGCAUCUAUGGAUUUGGAGUUGGACUUCUCGUCGGCUUUCUAUCUCACACUCUGGCUCUCCUUACCGGCCUAGCCAUGUUCACCAUUUACCUUGCGCAUCGAUAUGGCUUGGACUUGCCCCAGCUUCUCGGCUUGAAGAAACAUCUAAACAAGGCCAUUCUGACAAAGCCUUUCCACAAUGCUGUUUUCCGGCUAUCUUUCGCAGCUACCUUUACUCUCGCCGCCUUUGUCCGCUUUUAG
Molecule: messenger RNA, 453 nt
Organism: Colletotrichum abscissum
Lineage: Eukaryota; Fungi; Ascomycota; Sordariomycetes; Glomerellales; Glomerellaceae
Product: FUN14 family protein
Exons: 3
Coding region: 1-453 (150 amino acids)
Source: RefSeq, a predicted model, not a curated record